This is a messenger RNA of Coccidioides immitis RS, 540 nucleotides long. RefSeq lists its product as uncharacterized. The coding region runs from base 1 to 540 and encodes 179 amino acids. The record is from RefSeq and is a predicted model, not a curated record. NCBI's taxonomy places the organism in Eukaryota, Fungi, Ascomycota, Eurotiomycetes, Onygenales, Onygenaceae. The transcript is spliced from 2 exons.
AUGAAAAACGGAAAAAAUCACCCCAACCCAGUCAAAACCUGGCCCUCUUUUUACAUAAAAAGAAGAACCUCCGUGGAGGGGAGGGGGAAAAUCAGCCCUGAGGAUAUCCCGAGUCGAGUCUGCCCUUUUCCACUCUUCCCCGCCCUCCAGCUGCGGGACGGGUUCCAAUCACCAUCGCUCAUUGCUUCGUUGACGUACGGCAAAAAAGAAAGUCCGGGGCCAAACGAGAAGCCCCAAACGGGGCCAAGAGGGCGAGAAUGCAAGAAAACACAAUCCGCAACCGCUGGAGCUUGCGUCACGCCGCCAAGGGAUCAGCAGCUCCUUGUCUCCUCUUUGGCUCCAUUGGCAGAGUCCGGCGGCCACCUCUGCGGCACCCGUUCAUCGCUGUCGGGCUCACUGGAUCCGGCGAUGGGGAUUAGCCUCAAGCGAUCUCUGAUCUUCAACCAUCCUGUGACAAGGGAAGGGCGAAGACGUUCGGCGGGCCUCCGCUGUUUCGGAUUGAUGUCUGACCCCAAUCCCAGGCUUCCCGCAGAGUUUUAA